Canariomyces notabilis is the source of this 606-nucleotide messenger RNA. RefSeq lists its product as uncharacterized. The coding region runs from base 136 to 453 and encodes 105 amino acids. NCBI's taxonomy places the organism in Eukaryota, Fungi, Ascomycota, Sordariomycetes, Sordariales, Chaetomiaceae. The record is from RefSeq and is a predicted model, not a curated record. The transcript has a single exon.
GAAAAAAAGCCUGAUAGAAGGAGGAUUGCAAGACGGGACGACGUAUGGUAUGGUGUGCCAUGAGAUAAUGACGGUUGUAGGUCGGGGUCAAGGGAUAAGGGGUGUUGUCGAUGAGGGGACGGCGAUCGCUGCCUAAUGAUUUGGAUCGGACAGAUGUCUUCUGGGAUGGCAGGGGGUUCUCUUCUGUUUUUGAGAGAACCGGAAACGCUGGGACUAGUGAUGUCCCUUUUGCGGCAACGACUUGAACUGUCUUUUCGACAGAGAGUCAUAUUCUUCUUGCCUACUGCAGGUUGUUGGGCUCGGUUUGGAUGGGGACCCACACCCGCGGUAUUCGACUCCGGGCAUGGGCCUUUCCCUCCACGUUUCGAGGGCCGGGCUUCCCGUCAAGGCAUCUUUUUUCCUUUCACCUUAAUAUUUGGUUCGAUACCCCUGAUUAUGCUUCGUAGUAUAUAGGAUAGUUGUGAUUGGUAAUCAUGAGGAAUUUGGAUAAUCGCCUACAAAGAUCCGGCACAUACAAGGCGCUUCCCGUGAGGUCUUUGUCAUCUCUCGACGGGUGUCACCGGCAUUUGUUUACCUCCAUAGCUCCCCUUUUUUGGCCUUUGCUCU